GAUUCAAGUCUUUACAGGCACCUAUUAGGUCGUUAGAGCCGUGCUUCUCUAUAAAAUUACCUGUUUGGUAAAACGAUUACAUUAUGAAUAGUUAGCAGCUUAGUGCUGAUUCGAAUAUCAUCUUCCCCGCACGUCGGGAGGAUAUCAAGGUCACGAUGUCGCAUGAGGCAACGGCGUUUGUUGCGAGUUGUGUCAAUCACCUAACAAACACCGUGAACCAACAGGGAGUUUACCCCUGACUACUCGUUUUACGUCUUCAUAACAUAUGUUGGUGUCUAGUAUAGUAGGAUUGAUUCCAAGUCUAGACCUCUAGACCAAGCCUCAUGGCGACGAAUCCCCAAACGUGGCUUAUCACCGGCUGUUCCAGCGGCUUCGGCGAGCUAUUCGUUCGCCAGCUUCGCGCCUUAGGAGACAAUGUCAUUGCAACCGGCCGUAACGCUCCAUCCAAGCUCGCUCAUUUAGUUGAUACUGGCGCCAGUAUUCUCGAUCUUGAUGUUACCGCACCUGUCCUCGAAAUUGAGGCCAAGAUGGCUGAGGCUUGGAACAUCUACCCGGGUGGUAUAGAUGUCGUCGUGAACAAUGCUGGGUAUAUCCUUAGCGGUGCAGUUGAGGAACUCACUGCCCAGGAGCUCAAAGAUAUCUUUGACACCAACUUCCAUGGACCCCUCAAUAUCACCAGAGCUCUGCUCCCGAAACUCCGAGCUAAGAACAAAGGAACCCUUUUAUACCUCAGCUCCCAAGCAGGUUGGCACGCUGACCCUGGCGCGGCCGGCUACUGUGGCAGUAAAUUUGCACUCGAAGGUGCUGUCGAGUGUCUAUCAAAAGAGCUAGCCAUGUUUGCGCCUAACCUGAAGGUUCUGAUCAUAGAACCAGGCUACUUUCGUACACGAGCUUUCGCCAAAAUCAACCACGUACCUCCACGCGUACCUGAUUAUGCUCAAUUCAACACAGCUGUUCGCGCGGUCGAGGCUGGCGUAGUGGGUAAUGAGCCUGGUGAUGCCGAAAAAGCCGUUUCGAUCAUGAUUGAUUUGGUGAAGGGAACCGGUGUAGCUGAAGGAAAGGACAUACCUUUACGAAUCCCUUUAGGAAGCGAUGGGUGGGGAAGAAUAAGGGCGAAGUGUGAGGACAUGAUUAAGAUAUGUGACGAAUGGGAAGAGGUAGCCAAGAGCGCUGAUAUUUCUGAGCAAAAGUGAUACUGUAGUUUGACAACCCGAUAUGCGGAAAGCUUGAGGGCCCUUCGGAUCGAAGUUCAUAUCAUGUCUCUGAUUAUUAGUAGGUACCUACCUAUCUAUCC
Molecule: messenger RNA, 1294 nt
Organism: Annulohypoxylon maeteangense
Lineage: Eukaryota; Fungi; Ascomycota; Sordariomycetes; Xylariales; Hypoxylaceae
Exons: 3
Coding region: 324-1193 (289 amino acids)
Source: RefSeq, a predicted model, not a curated record